CUACUUUGACCUAUUGUCAGUUCCCUUUCAGAAUGUUUUCCAUUAAGUUUAUUAUUGUGGUUGCGUUGACGUUAUGCGCAGUGCUUCCAUCAACGUUGGGAGUGCCAAUUUUCUGGUUCCCGUGGAGCUACCUUCUUCCUACGACCAGCAGCAGUAGUGGAUCUGGCUCCUCCAGCUCCAGCAGUUCUUCGACAACAUUCCGACCAAUCAUGGCAAACAUCUCCAUUGGAAACCGUCGGAAUACGAGCGCCAUGGUCGAUAGUGGAACCGUCAUCAACGGUCUGACCAUCAGCCGUGGCCGCCGGGAUGUCCCCUUGGAAACUAUCCGGAAUGAUCCAUCCGUGACAAGCGAAUCGUUCAUCCAGGUUGGGAACCAGGUGAUUCGACUCCCGCCGGGAAACGUAGCCAAUUUGACGAUCAACAUCAUCGAUGGAGUGCCGUACGUGUUUGGAAAUACGGAGUCUGACGUUUCCUCGGGAAGCGCAAGUGGAAGCAGCGAAGGCAUGUCUGGACUGUUUUCACGAGUUAGGAACUUCUUUGGAGAUUUGCUUGGUCGGAAUCCCAAUGCUAAUUGACUCAAAAACUGCCUUUGUGAUUUCGAAAUACUGUGCCAGUUUUGUGUUAUUAUGUGAAAGGUUGUGAAAUAUAGUUCUAUGUUUAAAAAGAUGAAUCAAAGUGAAUGUAGAUGUUACAUUUUAUAUUGUUAUCUUAAAUCUGAUACAAAUCUUACAUUGAUUUUCAAUACCGUAAUAAAACCUUCUGUAGUAUGGAACUUAUUAAGCAAUCGAAAA
Molecule: messenger RNA, 791 nt
Organism: Aedes aegypti (yellow fever mosquito)
Lineage: Eukaryota; Metazoa; Arthropoda; Insecta; Diptera; Culicidae
Exons: 2
Coding region: 33-575 (180 amino acids)
Source: RefSeq, a predicted model, not a curated record